AUGACUUUUGACAACGCAUUCUGGUCAUCAAUCUCUGGCUAUCUCUCUAUAGGAUGCUGGCUCAUCGUUUUUACACCACAACUAUGGGAGAACUACACGAGAAAAAGUGGUGACGGUCUUUCUAUGACUUUCCUUGUCAUUUGGCUUUUAGGCGACGUCUUCAACCUUGUUGGCGUAGUAAUGCAAGAUCUCCUUUUUACAAUGCUGCUUCUAGCUGUUUGGUACACACUUGCUGAUAUUGGACUUAUUUGGCAAGUUCUUUACUAUCAGAAUACGAGAUCAGAAAGAAAACGCAGUGAAGACAGCCGAGAAACAGAUCCACUUCUCCCAAGGAACAUCUUGGAUGAGCCAACAAGACGAAAGCGCAACCAGAUCAUUCCUAUAGCGACCCUGGUUAUAUCCACGAUAGCUUUAAUUGGGAGUCUUGUCUACUACGGCUUUACACAUAUGGAUUCUGACGAUAGCUCGCAUGCGGAUAAGGACAAAACGCAAUUUCAAAUCAUACCCCAGAUCAUGGGCUGGACCAGUGCCGCGCUUUAUAUCGCAAGUCGAGUUCCGCAAAUCGUUAAAAACUACAAGGAUCAAAGUACGGAAGGGCUCAGUUUGGCGAUGUUUUUCUGUGCUGUUAUGGGAAAUGUGUUCUUCACCUUGUCAAUCUUUUUGCGGUCAGUCGAUCCGACAUACCUUUUAAUUAAUCUUUCUUGGAUUAUUGGAAGCUGUGGAACACUGGUGUUUGAUUUUACUGUAAGUUUACGGAUCUUUAAUUAA
This is a messenger RNA of Umbelopsis ramanniana AG, 768 nucleotides long. RefSeq lists its product as uncharacterized. The record is from RefSeq and is a predicted model, not a curated record. Lineage: Eukaryota; Fungi; Mucoromycota; Umbelopsidomycetes; Umbelopsidales; Umbelopsidaceae. The coding region runs from base 1 to 768 and encodes 255 amino acids. The transcript has 2 exons. Gene Ontology annotation, cellular component: fungal-type vacuole membrane. Gene Ontology annotation, biological process: basic amino acid transmembrane export from vacuole.